This is a messenger RNA of Arabis nemorensis, 825 nucleotides long. Lineage: Eukaryota; Viridiplantae; Streptophyta; Magnoliopsida; Brassicales; Brassicaceae. The record is from the annotation of a GenBank genome assembly.
AUGGCGUUUCUUCUUCCCAAUCUCUCUCCUUCUUUCCUUCUUCAGACAGGAAAAUCUUUCAAGGACAAACCCAUUUCGAACCAAGCUUUAUCAUCAUCAUCAUCUUCUUCUAAAACCCACGAAUUCGAAGAAGAUAGUACUCUCUCUCUACUUUCUCUUCCGGUCCAAGCUCCUCCUGUUCGAGGUUCGCAGGUUAAGACCAGACCUAGUGCUUCUGAUAAGCAACAACAUAGCAAAGAUGAGUUCUACAUCAACCUCGGUUUAGCUGUCCGAACUCUUCGUGAAGAUUUGCCUUUACUCUUCACCAAAGACCUCAAUUACGACAUUUACAGGGACGACAUAACAUUGGUGGAUCCAAUGAACACAUUCACUGGAAUUGAGAAUUACAAAUUGAUCUUUUGGGCACUUAGAUUUCAUGGCAAGAUUCUGUUUAGAGAUAUCUCACUUGAGAUUUUCAGGGUUUGGCAACCAUCAGAGAACAUGAUUCUCAUUAGGUGGAAUCUUAAAGGUGUACCUAGAGUUCCAUGGGAGGCAAAAGGAGAGUUUCAGGGUACUUCUCGGUAUAAACUCGAUCGAAACGGCAAAAUCUACGAGCAUAAAGUCGAUAACUUGGCUUUCAACUUCCCUCAUCAGCUCAAACCUGCUACUGCUUCUGUUUUGGAUUUGGUCACUGCUUGCCCUGCAAGUCCCAAUCCAACUUUCAUGUUUGGCAAUGCGGAUUCGUAUUCGUCUUCUUGGAUCGAGUUCUAUAAAGCGGUGCGAAGAACAUUAGACAAGCAAGAAGAGCAAAUCCUUGUUCAAGACCAUUUCGUUAUAUGUUCAUAG